AUGAGGAGAUCAGGCAAAGAACAAGGCGAAUAUAUACCAGCACCGACAACAUCGAAUCGAGACAGCUACUAUGGUAUGGGCCAAAAAAUGGCCAAAAAGGGCAAUGUAUCGUCCACAAAGCAGAAGGAAAAGAGGAAGACCUACAACUACGUGGGCCCAAGGAAGGAUCCCAAUAACUACCGGGGAAUUUCAGUCACCAGCACUAUGAGUCGGCUCUAUGAAAAGAUACUGAGGAACUUAAUUGAAGAGGAAUACUCCAGCUACGAAGAAGAAAAGCAGAAUGGUUUCAGAGGCGGAAGAUCAUGUACAGAUAAUAUCUUGCAUUGA
Molecule: messenger RNA, 327 nt
Organism: Sitophilus oryzae (rice weevil)
Lineage: Eukaryota; Metazoa; Arthropoda; Insecta; Coleoptera; Curculionidae
Exons: 2
Coding region: 1-327 (108 amino acids)
Source: RefSeq, a predicted model, not a curated record